GACCGCUCACUCUGAGGUUUGAGCCAAGCCUCCAGGGUGCUUGCUGAGUUGGUGAGAUAACUUUGGAGCUGGUGUCCCUGGGACUCACUGCCCGACUUCCUUCCAUUCACCACCAUGGAAGAUGAUGGUUACAACUACUACGGGGCUGACAACCAGUCUGAAUGUGACUACGCAGACUGGACGCCCUCUGGAGCUCUCAUCCCGGCCAUCUACAUUCUGGUUUUCCUUCUAGGCACCACAGGCAAUGGCCUGGUGCUCUGGACCGUGUUUUGGAGCAGCCGUGAAAAGAGACGCUCAGCUGACAUCUUCAUUGCCAGCCUGGCAGUGGCUGACUUGACCUUUGUGGUGACUUUGCCACUGUGGGCCACUUAUACCUACCGGGAGUUUGACUGGCCUUUUGGAACCUUCUCUUGCAAGCUCAGCAGCUACCUCAUCUUUGUCAACAUGUACGCCAGUGUCUUUUGCCUCACCGGCCUCAGCUUUGACCGAUACCUGGCCAUUGUCAGGCCAGUGGCCAACGCUCGACUAAGGCUGCGAGUCAGCGGGGCCGUGGCCACAGCAGUCUUGUGGGUGCUGGCUGCCCUUCUAGCUGUGCCCGUCAUGGUGUUCCGUUCCACUGACAUCCCAGAAAACAGCACCAAGACCCAGUGCUACAUGGACUAUUCUAUGGUGGCCACUUCAAACUCAGAGUGGGCCUGGGAGGUGGGCCUUGGGGUGUCCUCCACUGCUGUGGGCUUUGUGGUGCCCUUCAUCAUCAUGCUGACCUGUUACUUCUUCAUUGCCCAAACCAUCGCUGGCCAUUUCCGAAAGGAGCGCAUCGAGGGCCUGCGGAAGAGGCGCCGGCUGCUGAGCAUCAUCGUGGUGCUGGUGGUGACCUUUGCCCUGUGCUGGAUGCCUUACCACCUGGUGAAGACUCUCUACAUGCUGGGCAAUUUGCUGCACUGGCCCUGUGACUUUGACAGCUUCCUCAUGAAUGUCUUUCCCUAUUGCACCUGCAUCAGUUACGUCAACAGCUGCCUCAACCCCUUCCUCUAUGCCUUCUUUGACCCCCGAUUUCGCCGAGCCUGCACCUCCAUGCUCUGCUGUGACCAGAGCGGGUGCAAAGGCAGCCCUCACAGCAGCAGUGCGGAGAAAUCUGCCAGUUAUUCUUCUGGGCACAGCCAGGGCCCCGGCCCCAACAUGUGCAAGGGAGGAGAACCGAUGCAUGAGAAAUCUAUCCCCUAUAGCCAAGAGACCCUUGUGGACUAGGGCUGGAACCAGAGGGAAGCCCGGUGCCUCGGGGCCUGACCCAAAUUUCAUCCUCACGCUCUGAGAACCAGGUAGCAUGGCUUCUCCUGGACUCUGCAUUCCCUUCUCUGCUCACCUCCAAGCUCUCUGCCUUGCUCCUCUCUUCUCACGUUUGUGGCUUAGUGGAAAGGGAUGGAGCCUUGCAAACAGCUCAGCUGUUCAUACUUCUGAGGUUGACCUUGCACAAGUCUCUUAAC
Molecule: messenger RNA, 1484 nt
Organism: Rattus rattus (black rat)
Lineage: Eukaryota; Metazoa; Chordata; Mammalia; Rodentia; Muridae
Gene: Aplnr
Product: apelin receptor
Exons: 1
Coding region: 115-1248 (377 amino acids)
Biological process (GO): immune response; G protein-coupled receptor signaling pathway
Cellular component (GO): membrane
Molecular function (GO): G protein-coupled receptor activity
Source: RefSeq, a predicted model, not a curated record